Trifolium pratense (red clover) is the source of this 1310-nucleotide messenger RNA. Its product is annotated as plant cysteine oxidase 2-like. The record is from RefSeq and is a predicted model, not a curated record. Gene Ontology annotation, molecular function: oxidoreductase activity, acting on single donors with incorporation of molecular oxygen, incorporation of two atoms of oxygen. Lineage: Eukaryota; Viridiplantae; Streptophyta; Magnoliopsida; Fabales; Fabaceae. The transcript has 5 exons. Bases 238 to 1113 code for a protein of 291 amino acids.
AUAAUAAGAACCCAUCUUUCUCCCAAACUUGUCUACCAUUACAUCUCCAAAAUUCUCAUUCUCACUUCUUGCAUAUUCUUUUUCUUAAUAUCAACAUUAGCAAUCAAAACAUGAUGAUCUUUUGAUCUUGUUGAUGUGAAGUUUGAUUUUUUGAAAGGUAAAAAGGCUUAUUAAGUUCUUUUUUGACUCAAAAAGGCUUAUUAUAAGUUGUGACAUAGAAGAUUUUGUGUUAAAAAUAUGAAGGAAAAUAUUGGGAAUGUAUCUAUGAAAAUGGAGGGUGGUUUAGUAGAAAAAAAUGGAGAAAGAGUUAGACAUGUUGAAAAAGAUGAUUAUGUGAAAAGGGUCAUUGUCAAAAAAAGGAAACAUUGCCAUAGUAGCAAUGUUAAGAAGCCAAUCUCUAAUAAAGCACUUCAAAAGCUAUUUGUCUCAUGCAAGGAGACAUUCAAGGGUCCUCACACUGUUCCUUCACCAAAAUAUAUUCACAAACUAUGUCACAUUCUUGAUAACAUGAAGCCAGAAGAUGUAGGACUAUGUAAAGAUCUACAGUUCUUCAAACCUGAAAACAUUUUCAAAGAGAAUCCAAGGGUCACAUAUACAACCAUAUACAAGUGUGAUAAUUUCUCACUAUGUAUAUUUUUCUUACCUGCAAAAGGAGUGAUUCCCCUUCAUAACCAUCCAGGAAUGACUGUUUUCAGUAAGCUUCUAUUGGGACAAAUGCACAUUAAAUCUUAUGAUUGGGUUGAUCCUGAUGUCUCACACAACUUGUUGAAGCAACCAUCUCAAUUGAGGUUGGCAAAGUUAAAAGCUAAUAAAGUGUUCACAUCACCAUGUGACACUUCAGUGUUGUAUCCAAAAACUGGAGGGAACAUCCAUGAAUUCACAGCCAUAACACCUUGUGCUGUUCUUGAUGUCAUUGGACCUCCUUAUUCCAAAGAUGAUGGCAGAGAUUGUUCUUACUAUAGAGAUCACCCUUACACUUCUUUUCCUAAUGGAGAGAUUGCUGAGUUGAAAGAAGAAAAUGAAAGUUAUGGAUGGUUAGAAGAAAUUGAGAUGCCAGAAAACUCUCAAAUGGAUGGGAUUGAAUAUUUGGGUCCUCCAAUUAUAGAGAAUUAAUUCCCUAUAAGAUCAUAUCAACAUUCAAUUACAUGUAUUCCAUAGCUAGCACACCCUCUUAGAAGAUGUUCUUUCUUGAUGUGCAUAUUACAAACAUAUACACACAAUUUCCCCUCAUCCAUCUUACCCUUUUGCUUCCAUAUUGCAUUUAAUGUUAAAAAGUUUAAUUUAAUAAUUAUAUGUUCACAUUAUACAUA